UUGCCAUACACCGUUUCCGGGGUUUUUCACCGUCGUCCAUCUACUUUUUAUGCUCGCUGCUCCUGCGGUUCUCUUCGUACCGUCAGUCCCCCAAUGUCCAGUCCCUGUCAUGAGUACACUCAUUCCUCGUAUAGAGCAGCUGUCUGCCCGCGUUGUUCGGGUUUUGGGUUGUAAUCCUGGACCGAUGACGCUGCAGGGAACUAAUACCUACCUGGUCGGGACCGGGGACAGACGGGUGCUUAUAGACACAGGUGAGCCUGCCGUCCCUGAGUACAUCAGUUGUCUGAAGGAGGCCCUGAGGAAGUUCAACACCAACAUUCAGGAGAUCCUUGUCACUCACUGGCAUCACGACCACACAGGCGGCGUGGAGGACAUCUGCAGGGACAUCACUGGUUCUGAUGUCAGAGUCCGGAAACUUCCCCGGCCUAGCGAGGUUCAGGAGGCCUCUGGAAACCAGAAGUACACAUUCUUGAAAGAUGGCGAUGUUAUUCAGACGGAGGGAGCGACACUCAAAGUUCUUUUCACGCCGGGCCACACGGAUGACCACAUGGCGCUUAUUCUGCAGGAAGAGCAGGCACUAUUCUCAGGAGACUGCAUCCUGGGCGAGGGCACGGCUGUCUUUGAGGACCUACACGACUACAUGAGGUCACUAAAGGCUCUUCUGGAGGUCCAGGCUGACCUCAUCUACCCUGGUCACGGCCCGGUGGUCCAGGACGCUGUCUCAAAGAUCCAACAUUACAUUAGCCACCGGGACCAAAGAGAGCAGCAGAUCCUAGAGGCCGUUAAAGCCGGACAUGGAAAGCCUUUCUCCUCCAUGCAGCUCGUCAAGAUUGUCUACAAGGACACUCCUGAGUAUCUGCAUCAAGCAGCAAACACAAACCUGCUGCAUCACCUUAAGAAGCUGGAGAAAGAAGGAAAGCUCCAACAAGUGGUUGACCCUUCCCAGAUGAGCACAUGGAAGAGCAACUUGUGACACAUUAAUAAUCAUGGCUGAAGAGGAUCACUAUGUGCCUGAUUCAAUGUGUUGUCAAUGGGACACCGAGUUAUUUGCACACAAAAAAAAAAACAUUUUCAAAUAAAUAAUUUAUUCAUUGAAGUCUUCCUGUAUGGAAAGUGGAACACAUUUGAUAACUUUGGCGGGUGUUCAUAAUAAACACGUUACUGUGUCAGCCAGCAACAACAACAAGAAAGUCAUAGUAAGUCAAGUUUCAGUUCUCAAUCAAUACUUGUACAAAAGGUUAAAAUCCUCAAUAGAUUGUCGCUCACUUGAGAGUCGCUGGGUGACAGCUUCUCCUAACUGCACCUUUUUUGUAAUCAUGCACUCAUCUUUUGGACUGUGUUGAUUAUUUAUACCUAAUGCAAUAAAUGUCAUGUAAUUAUAACAUAAAAAGUGAUUCAUUUAGUUGAUUUGCAAACAUAUGUGUAUAUUAACAGUGGUUGUUCGCAUCCUUAUUUUUUUGAUCCCUAACAAUGACAACAAAGCAGGGGUCGGGAACCAUUUUUAACACUGAAAACAGCUAAAUGUGUGCAUUUGUAAAUACAAUUUUUAGUAGGUCUUCGAGGGACAAGCUGUAAAAAAUGGAUGGAUGGAAUGUAUUCUUCAUAACGUAUACUGACGCAAAUUAAUUAUAAAUAAAUAUUGCAACGUGUGUC
Entelurus aequoreus (snake pipefish) is the source of this 1653-nucleotide messenger RNA. RefSeq names its product lactamase, beta 2 (gene lactb2). The transcript has 7 exons. Gene Ontology annotation, molecular function: RNA endonuclease activity; single-stranded RNA binding. The record is from RefSeq and is a predicted model, not a curated record. The coding region runs from base 50 to 973 and encodes 307 amino acids. NCBI's taxonomy places the organism in Eukaryota, Metazoa, Chordata, Actinopteri, Syngnathiformes, Syngnathidae. Gene Ontology annotation, cellular component: mitochondrial matrix.